Molecule: messenger RNA, 579 nt
Organism: Angiostrongylus costaricensis
Lineage: Eukaryota; Metazoa; Nematoda; Chromadorea; Rhabditida; Metastrongylidae
Source: the annotation of a GenBank genome assembly
AUGUCUCAGCAUCGGCGAGCAAGGGCGGCAAUAAAAGCUGUUGAAAAAAUGCCGGACCUUAAAAUAAUCAGGAAAAAGGUAUUCCCAGACAACCGCGGUUACUUCGUGGAAACCUAUAACGAAACUGAGUGGUCUGAGGAACUUGACUUCAAAGAAGUCUUCAAACAAGACAAUCACUCAUUUUCGAUUCAAGGCGUUGUAAGAGGACUCCACGCUCAGCCAGGUAUGGGAAAACUUGUAUCGGUGAUUUCUGGCGAGAUUUUCGACGUAGCCGUAGAUAUUCGACCGGGUAGUGCAACGUAUGGGCAAUGGCAUGGUGUCACUCUGAGUGAGGUGAAUGGCGACUCCUUAUGGAUACCCAAUGGUUUUGCUCAUGGAUUCCAGUGCCUAUCGAAAGAAGGAGCACAUGUUGCCUAUAAAUGUACAACCACUUAUGAUCCAAGAACGGAAUUUGGAAUUGACCCUCUUGACAAAGACAUCGCUGUCAAAUGGCCGAUGAUUGAUGGAAUGAUUCUGAGCGAGAGAGACAAAAGUCACAAAAGUUUCGCUGAACACAGUUCAAGCCACAUAUCUCUCUGA